Messenger RNA from Patella vulgata (common limpet), 3289 nucleotides. RefSeq names its product neuropeptide receptor 15. Gene Ontology annotation, molecular function: G protein-coupled receptor activity. The transcript is spliced from 3 exons. Gene Ontology annotation, biological process: G protein-coupled receptor signaling pathway. Gene Ontology annotation, cellular component: membrane. The record is from RefSeq and is a predicted model, not a curated record. Bases 509 to 1645 code for a protein of 378 amino acids. NCBI's taxonomy places the organism in Eukaryota, Metazoa, Mollusca, Gastropoda, Patellidae.
GCCAGGCGGUGCAGAAAGCUAAGAAGCUAAAAACCCUUUUUAUCGAAUGAUAGAACGUAUGCGAUAAAAAUUGAACAAUGUUGGACUUCCUCAUUAGUGUUCGCGGUGUGCACAAUCGAUACAGAACCAAGCCGUAGUUUCGUACGAUAUUAGCAGUGUAUUGUAUAUAGCGUUUUAGAAACGUGCGUACCUGGCUGAACGACAGAUUGAUUUGUUUAGGGGGUAAAAUGAAGCGUGAAAGAUUAUCAUUGGUCAACUAUUGGAGAGCAGAAAUUUAAUUAACUCAAUCCUUUAUUGCCAGUCAGCGUCAAUCAAUGGUGAAUGACUCGGAACUAAGCUUGUUUCGAGAACAUUGUGAGAGGAAGGAAGCUGCUAUUAAUAAGUUGUCAUGCUAUCUUAGUUUCCUCAAAGAAAUUGGAGUUUUAUUGGUAUUCGCUGACAUAAGUGAUAUACCCUUAAUAAGGGUUUUCUGAGAAAAAGCCACAUCGUUUCUUCGACAAAACAUCACAUGGAUUUAAUUACCCUUGAGAACCUAUCAAAGAUGGAGGUUGAAAAUAUGACAAACAUAUCCGGUACAAAACAAUCAGUGCCGUCAAGUGCUGCGGAUCUACCGGAAGUGAUAUGUUUCAGUUUUUUAUUUUUUGUCAUUGGUAUAAUUGGCAUUGUGGGUAAUUGUUUAGUGAUGUACGCAGUGAUGCACGAUAAAAAGAUGCGAGCCUCGGCUACGAAUUUACUUAUAACGAACCUGGCUUUUGCUGAUAUUCUCAUCAUGGUAUUCGGAGUACCGGAAAUAAUACAAUUUAUGUUAAAUAAAGGUUGGAUAUUGGAUGUCAUCUCGUGUAAAGCUAAUCGUUAUGUAUUGGUUACCAGUCUGUAUGCUUCAGUUUUAACAUUGGUGGCUAUUUGUAUUGAAAGAUAUAUUGGCAUUAUCCAUCCAAUUAAAGCUCAUAUACUAUGUAAUAGAAGACGUAUUGCCGUGGUUAUUGGAUUAAUUUGGCCCUUGUCCUGUCUGGCUGGGGCACCUACGCUCAUUUUCAAUCAGAUCCUAGCGGGACACCCCGACCAUACAGAACUGAAAUAUUGUAUGCUACAUUUCCCGGACAACCCCGAUCUUUACUUCGUGGUGUUUAAGUACAGUGAAUUUGCUUUGUUUUAUAUGAGUCCGUUAGUGAUACAAGUGACUGUUUAUUGCAUCGUAUCCAAGCAACUGUUCACAGGGUCUGAGAAACUCCAUCGUCGAUUAACCGUGCUUGAUGAAAAUGGGUUAGCGAAAGAGCGAUCAUCGGAGGCUGUACAGGCUAGAAAAGGCGUAGUGAAAAUGCUGAUUAUGAGUGUUGUGGUAUAUUUUGUGAGUUACUCGCCUCAUCAAGUUUUAUUUAUUUACCACUCUAUUAACCCACAAUAUUUUCACGAUAAUUGGACGUUGCGGGUAUUUGUUAUGAUCAUCGCUUACACCAAUUCCGCGGCUAACCCCAUUUUAUACAGUAUCUUUAGUCAGAACUUUCGAUCCAGUUUCCAGAAAGCUUUCUGUAGAUUAAAAACGACCAAGAGACGACCAAACCCAAGACGUCAAUCAACAUUCAGUAAUAGUUCGCGGUUUGGCCGAAUGGCUAGCCUUGUUCAUUCGGCAAACACCGAUCUUUAGAAACGGAAUAAAGUAAACAAUUCCCCACUUCAUCAAUCAUCAAUAUCAAGUGAAUGGCCAUUUUUGUUAUUUUCUCUUUCGUGUGAUUUAAUUACCCGAGGUGUUAGAUGAAUAAAAACCGGAUCCAGUUCAUUAUCGGACUUGAAUAACGUUUUAAUUUUAUUUAUGUUGGAAAAACCCAAACGUAAAAUGAGCUUUGAUCGAAUUCCGUCAUGGCAAUUAAAGUUGCUGUUUUUGCACCACGAUUCUAGAAGAAGCAGGAAGAUGGCGACUAAUUAUGUAUAAAAUGUUAUAAUAGUUUCUGAAGCAUACGCUAAUUAGGCCUACUAGAAUGUGUUUUUAUUUACAUAGUGCAUAGAGAGAAAUUGUAAUGCCGUCAAAAAUUUCUAGAAUUUAAAAAAAUGGGAAAUUAAUGACAGUCUAUUUUGAUUAUGAGCAACAGAAAAAACAAACAAAGUCUUCGGAGUGAUUUUAUUUUCCAGAACACCGGAAACGCGUGUUUAUGAAGUUCACAAAGCCGACAUUUUGCUGUUGUAUUUCUGUGAAAUAUGGAUAAAUAAUUUUUAACACGUUUUACAAAGGAAUAAAUAAAUAAAAUGGGUUUAGCGUCCAAUAAGCCAUACAGUGUGCAAUGAGGGACAUUUUGCCCGGAUAGCAAUUGAAUUUCGUCUGUAAAGGGUACUUUUACGUGCACGCCAACACGUAUACGGAACCUAGUUUUAUCGGGGGGUGGGGUAGGAUGGCCGAAUUCUUAGCGCGUGCGCGAUGUAUCAUAAGGUCUGUCAUUGAAUCAACUGGUGUGGUUUCGAUUCCCAGGUUGUACGUGACAAGGAGGAGGAUCGCCUGUCUAACCUCGUGGGUUUUCUCCUGGUCCUUCGGUUUCCUCCCAUCGCCAAACGCCCUACGCGCAAGCGAAUCAUUAAAAUUAAAUUGAACCAUAUGUUGGUCCCGAAAUGACCUAGUUUGUGUCAAGUGGACGUUAAACCCCAUUUCUCCCCCCCCCCUCUAUCUCUCUCCUUGUUUUGCGUCCCAACCGAACGACUAGACGCGAACAGUUUAUUUGAAUCCCCAAUCCCAUUCCGUUUGAUCAAGACGCCCUCUUAUAAUAUGUCGCACACCUUAGUUUUACAUAAAAUCAAAAUCGGACAGUUGAUUAUGGCUACCGUAUUUGCUGUUAUUUAAAAUGCAUUGAACCAAUAUUAGUUGAAUUGGCUUAAAGGCUCAAUACCAUUCUUGUUAUAACUGAAUAAUAUGUCCCAAUCUUUAUUCUGGUCAACAAAUUGUACUAUUUUACAAUAUUCCAAUUGAUUGAUGAUACAAAUUUCAUCUUAACACACCUAAUAUAAAAAAUUGAAAAAAUUCAACUAAAUGAUUUGAAAAGCCUAACGGAAACCUUUUCAUAUGUGACUUGGAUUUAAAAAUAUUUUUGAACCCUCUGGACAAGUAAAAUAGAAUUUAAUGGAUUAAUAAACACCAGGUAGGACACUUAAACAUCUAGUACUCAGAAUAAGGCUAUUAUUUAUUUUCUGGAGCUGUCAAGCCAGCAAGUGUGUUAUUGUCCCUUUAACGAUAUUGAAUAUGUUGUAUAUUAGUUAUAUAUUGUGUUUAUCUACUGUGUCAGGCGUCCAAAGAUCUGUUGACCUG